Drosophila takahashii is the source of this 947-nucleotide messenger RNA. RefSeq lists its product as uncharacterized. The record is from RefSeq and is a predicted model, not a curated record. NCBI's taxonomy places the organism in Eukaryota, Metazoa, Arthropoda, Insecta, Diptera, Drosophilidae.
AAACUGUUUUAGACUGAGUGAACUCUAAGUAAUUAUUUUUGAACACCAAAGAAAAUUGAAAAUCAAAAUAAUACGUAAAUACACAAUUAGAAAAGAAUAUACUUUAUAAGCCCAAUGCUCAGCAUUAUGUUUAAAGCUUUUAUCAGAUAAUGAUUGUUUAUAAUAAAGUGAAUACGCACGAAAAGGUGAUAAAACGGUGUUUAAUAAUAAAACGGAAAACAAUAAAAAGUUGGUAAAUAAAUAUGCAAAUGAUCAUUUGCUUUUGGAAACAUUAUGGUUUACUUUCAAGAUGGUUAACCAAUAUUAAAUACGGAAUAUUUACUGGUCAAGUUAAUAAACUUGCAACUUAUUUAUAAAACGAUCGAGAGAGAGUAGCUUUGGCUCUCCCAAUUCCACCAAAAACCUCCAGAUAAAAGCUUAGCUGGCUUUGAACAGAGAAAUCAAACAACUAUAUGCCAAAGCUUGGCUCGAUUCAGUAACGCAGUUCCUAAGCCCGAGGUUACAAGUCGAAACAACUGGAGAAACCCAUGGAUUUACUAUCAAGAUUUGCACUGAUCGCCGGCCUGCUGAUGCUGAGCUGGCAGUGGACCAUGGCCAUGCCUCCAGUUCCCAAAAGCCAACCUAUCAACCAACCCAUCUCCAGACCCGAUUUACCCGGAAUGGACAACUCGGCCAUAUUGGUGCAGAGCAUCUUCAGCAUCGAUCCGUCUUUGUGUCCCAAGGGUUAUAUUCGUACUGGCCCUCAUAACACGUGUCGCAAGGAAGCCUAAAAAGAUAACGACUGUCUGGGAAUUCCAGGAGAUUAAGUAAUAUUAGGUCAAUAACUGAGCUCCAAAGAGCGGCGUUAAUUGAAUAACGAAUGUCAGACGGGAACGUGCCAAAAGCUGUGUUUUUAUUGAUACUGAUACAUAAUUUAUACACGCAAAAAAUAAAUUAUCAUAUAUUUC